Molecule: messenger RNA, 3119 nt
Organism: Oncorhynchus masou masou (cherry salmon)
Lineage: Eukaryota; Metazoa; Chordata; Actinopteri; Salmoniformes; Salmonidae
Product: zinc finger protein 664-like
Exons: 2
Coding region: 88-1404 (438 amino acids)
Source: RefSeq, a predicted model, not a curated record
AGCAGCAGCAGCGUUGUGUCCGGCCGUAACUAGCGAAUCUUGCUGCAAAAACAACAAUUUCUCAAUCUCAUCCCUUUCUUCCCUAACAUGUAUAAACUACAGCUGCUUAAUCUGUUUCUCAACGAAAAAUUAAUCGCAGUUCCUUUGGAAAUAUCCGUGGCAGUUAAAAAAACGAUAUCAGAGCACCAGGAAGAAAUCUGCCGUUUGAGACGGGCGAAUGAACGUUUACGAAGAAUCCUGGAUUUGGUUUUCAAACCAGAGAUAAAGUUGCAUAGAUUAGCAGAACUCCAGCAAUUCACUCUUCCUGAAGAGGAGGUUAACUGUGGCCAGCAGCACUGUGAACAGGAAUGGAGUUCCAAUCUGGGGCCGGUGGAAUCUGAUGCCGUAGAGUCUAUAUGGGACUCUAUCAACAUCAUAACGGUAGAGAACCAAACAGAAUCGGAAGACGAGAGCAACAGAGAGUCCCAAUCGACCAGUGACUAUCAGCCACACUCUGAUGUAAACCCAGACAGUGACAAUGAAAAAGUGGAUGGAGUGGUGAGCAGAAUACCACCGUCAAGGUCAAAGAGGGGAAGAGGACGGCCAAGGAAACACACCGGUGAGUCACCUGAUCUGAAAUGUGACGUGUGCGGGAAAUUCUUGGCGACAGCAGCUAAUCUGAAAAGGCAUCAGCAAAAUCACCACCGCGAAGAGAGACCAAGAAAAGAAACCAGUGAAUUGCCUGAUCUAAAAUGUGACGUGUGUGGAAAAUGCUUUACGGCAGCACGUAGUCUGAUGAGGCAUCGGCGGAAUCGGCACAGUGAUGAGAGACCAUACAUGUGCGACACAUGUGGACAAUGUUUCACCCUGAACUGCUACCUGACCCGGCACAUGAAGCGUCACACGGAGGAGAGACAACAUUGCUGCACCGAAUGUGGCAAAUGUUUCUUUCACAAAGAGAACCUGGAAAAUCAUAUGGGUGUUCAUAGAGGGGGGGAUUUUAAAUGUGAUGUGUGUGGAAGAUGCUUGACGACAAAAGGUGGUCUGAAAUUUCAUCAGAAAAAGCACACGGAACAGAAAAUGCAUCGGUGUAAAGAAUGUAGCAAAGCCUUUUUCUGCAGGUCAAACCUGAAAAAGCAUAUGAGGAUUCACACGGGGGAGAAACCAUUUUGGUGCAAAGAAUGUGGCAAAUGCUUUGGUGAGAAUGGAAGCCUGUCAAAGCAUAUGAUGACUCACACCGAGGAGAAACCUCAUCGCUGUAAUGAAUGUGGCAGAUGCUUCGGUCUGAAGGGAAACCUGACAGUUCAUAUGAGGACUCAUAGAGGUGAGGGAGUGCAAUGUCAUUUGUGUGGAACUCACUUGAAGUUAGCUUCAAGUCUGAAAAGACAUCUGCGAACUCACAGAAAGAAUAUUCAUAAUGACUGAGAACAUGUAAGGAAUACCUAGGAUAGGAUAAAGUAAUCCUUCUCACCCCCCCCCUUAAAUGAUUUAGAUGCACUAUUGUAAAGUGGCUGUUCCACUGGAUGUCAUAAGGUGAAUUCACCAAUUUGUAAGUCGCUCUGGAUAAGAGCGUCUGCCAAAUGACUUAAAUGUAAAUGUAAAACAUGUAAAAAUCCUUUGUGUAAAAUGUGUUAGUUGAAAGAUAGAAUAUUAAGAGGACAUACCCCUCAGGUCAAUGCACGUGGUUAAAAGUACUGUCUGAAGUCUGGGAAUCUGUUCAAUGGUAAAUUCCAUUAAUAUAGUCGCCUAUUAAGGCAUCAAUCAUGAGCUAAGCACAAAUGUUUUACUUUAUUUUGGUUACUUUUUGAAAAUAAAUUGGGUAGAGCCCAGAGAAAGGAUGUUUAUCCAUUGUUCUUUGUCAGGUAGCGAUGUUCAGGUAGCGAUGUAGCCCACAUAAUAGACACAUUAUUUUAACUUCUAUGGCACUUUUCAUGACUGAAAAAAAUCUGGGUAGCCUAAUUGCAGUUGAGGCAGUGGUGUGGUCAAUUCUAGGGAUGGGCAUUUGAAAGUUAUGAAAAUGAUUGAGUACUCGCAUGUUUGUGUGAAACGGGGCUGAAGGCAACAACAAAAAAAGUCUGCAGUAUGCUAUUGGUUGUUCCAAAUACUGGAUGUUCUGACAAUUGGAAAUUACAUUUUAACAUAUUUUCAUUGCACUUGACAUAAUUUCAGGAAAUUGAAAUUGCUUUUGGAAUGUCAGUUGGUAUGGAAUGCCUCGAAGUGACUGAAUUUAAGUGGAAUUGAUCCCAACCAGAGUCAUAGUAAGGUGUGUAGCACCCAUGGCGAUACUAUAUACUUUAAUACUUAUUACAUUUCUGUUCAAUUGUUAUCAUUUAAUUAUAUGGUAGCACCACUUGAGGCAGGAGUCUAAAGACACAAUGGAAACGUCAUUAUCCCAUAACACCAGGAUUGUCCUCUCCACAUGAGAGACUAUGGGGACUUUUCAGACAGACAGAUUAGCUUAUCAAAUACUUGCCCAUACUUUAACAAAAGCCUUUACCAAACCCUUAACCCUAUUAAUUUACAAAGUUCUCUUCCAGAAAUUACAUUUUUUGUUUAAACUGACUGGUAUUGUAUUAUAGGGACUGGAUCAUGGUUUUAUGGACACACAAACUGAUGCAUUCUAACUGCAGGUGAUAUUGGGAGAGAAUGUACAUUAUCCUGUGCUUGCUACAUGGCCGCAUGUACUAUUAAAUCUCUACCUGGCCACCAAUCGGAGCCUGGUUCCUCUCUAGGUUUCUUUCUAGUUUCCUGCCUUUUAGGGAGUUUUUCCUCACUACUUUGCUUCUGCCUCUGCAUUUCUUGCUCAAGUGGGGUAUAAGCUCGGUAACUACUGUAACUGUAAAGCACUGUGACAACUGCUGAUGUACAUUUACAUGUACAGUACAUUUGAGUAGGAUGGCUUACCCACCACUACUUAUGUGUUUUUAUUCUUAGAUUUGUUUUAAAUUAGUUUUUAUUUUUAGAUAUCUGAUCUGUGCUCUUUAAGAUCCUAUUCUGGAUGUUUUAUUUUCUUACCUUUUGAUAUUGAACAGUGCAUUGUUAAGAAAGAGCUUUUAAGUUAGCACUCCGCUGGAUUGUUUUAGAAUGUACACCUCUUAUAUCCUGUGCACCAGACAAAAUAAACUUUUGAUUUGAUGUUC